Molecule: messenger RNA, 423 nt
Organism: Dermatophagoides farinae (American house dust mite)
Lineage: Eukaryota; Metazoa; Arthropoda; Arachnida; Sarcoptiformes; Pyroglyphidae
Source: RefSeq, a predicted model, not a curated record
AUGGAAUCAAAAGAAAAUUAUGGCUCAAAAAAUAAGCUUAUAAGUCCACCACCAAAAUAUAUUCGUAGUACACCAUAUCGUUUUAGAGAAUCAUCACCGACACGACAACAACAACAACAACAAUCGCCACCACAAAGAAUAAUCACACCAAUUAAAGUGAAACGUCCAUCAGAUAAAUAUUCAUAUCUAGAUGAUAUCUGUUGUAUUGCAUUAAUAUGUAAUGAACAUCAACGUAUUGGUCUUUUGGAUAUACCACAAAAAGGUCUAUUCUUUCCAUCAUUAUCAUGUCGAAUGUCAAACUAUUCAGUAAAUUCGGUGGUCCGUGAAAUGCUUAAUCGUAUAUUUGGCGAUGUUCAUGUUUCAUUCAUUCACUCUACAAGUAUGGCACAAAUUAUAUUGAAUUCCAUAUGUAUGGAAAAGUGA